ACGUUCUCACAAAUGGCGGCUCUCUUAGCGCCGUCCCUGUGAGUUCUGAGAAGUGCAUGCGGUAUUACGCGCGUAUUGUAGCUCUUUUACAAAAAACCUUAUCGAUAGAAAAAAAAAAAAAAAAAGAAAACUUAAAUUGUAUACGAGGAGGUGUUUUCACCCUUGCCCUUCAAUACAAAGCGGACAGGCUCUUAAAAGUCCAACAUGCUCGACCCAGUGUCUGUCCUGUGGUUGGUGGCCGUCGCAGCGCUGUGGGGCUUCUCAACACCUCUCCUUCGACGAGGCAGUAAAGGCAUGGAAGACAUCAAGCGGUCUGGCGCCCUCAACCAGUGGUUCGCCGAAAUCAAGUUUCUGGCAACCAAACCACAAUACAUACUUCCGUUUCUCAUAAACCAGAGCGGAUCUGCCAUCUAUGCCCUUGCCCUGGGGUCGACUGAUCUCUCUUUAGCGGUGCCACUAACGAACUCCCUCAAUUUCGUUUUCGUUACUGUGGCUGGACGACUUCUCGGAGAGACUACGGGAAACGCAAGCACCUACAUUGGGAUGGCACUCGUCACGACAGGGGUCACGCUGUGCAUAGCAGACAGGGCAUGGAAUCAAGGUUAGAGAGCCGUGAUGUGAGAACCAAGGCUUUAGAAAGUGCUUUGAACAAACAAGUGAAUGCAAGUGGAAUGGCAAAGGUGAUGAAAACAAAUGGGAAAAAAAAUGUGUCUACAUUCCCCAAAGGUGCCUCAGAUGCAACAUCCACUUGCAUCCGAUUGAAGACUGCCUGAACGUUGAGGAUGUCAUCAUGAACUGCAUUUGGUGCCAUCUGCUUGUUGGUUGUUCUGGGACCGUUUUUCGAUUGAAAGCUCGUUUCUGGUGAGAAUGAAGGUGGUGUUACGGGAAAUAGAAGAGAAAAGGUGUGGCAUUUCUUUCUUCUAGGGCAUGUUGGUUUCAGAACUUGGGGGAGUUGUUUUCUUUGUUACACUUCUAGUAAUUGCGUACUAUACUCCAUUUCAUACUUAAUAUACAACGCUGUCAAAGCUAUUUUCAUCUAUGGUUUUGUCUGCGCGAGAGCAUGUGCAAAUGAUCAAUGAGAUCCAACCCCAUGCCCACACCAGCAGCUUUGGCAGCAUUAUAUAUUAUGUGUAAAAUGGAGUAUUGUUACUCUAAAGGCUGUUUAUGAAAAAGAGUGUAUGUGGUGCUUUUUCGCGACGUAUUGCAUUCGGUAUUAUGUGGUACCAAUCUCUAAAAUCGAGACUUUGCAUUCCGAGUUUUUUUUUGUUUUUUGUUUUUCGUCUAAUCCUCUUUAUUUUAUAAAACAUUGUACAUACAGAAUUGAAAUUUCUUGCUUCAUUAUUUCCUUUUGAAUUUGAGUAUUUCCAAGAUGGAAGAGCAGGAGCACUUUGACGACGAUGACUUUUUUGGUGCCUGCAAAGAAAAUAAAUCUCUAAAAUUAAAACUUUG
Ixodes scapularis (black-legged tick) is the source of this 1449-nucleotide messenger RNA. Its product is annotated as transmembrane protein 234. NCBI's taxonomy places the organism in Eukaryota, Metazoa, Arthropoda, Arachnida, Ixodida, Ixodidae. The coding region runs from base 205 to 606 and encodes 133 amino acids. The transcript has 5 exons. The record is from RefSeq and is a predicted model, not a curated record.